GUUAGACACAUCAAAUCAGUUCUCAGUGCUAGCGCACAAAUUCCAAAAUGUUACAAGUGCUGCUCUGUCUUUUGCUGCUUUGGCAGGCAGCCCAGGGCUUCAUUAUAACUGUGGAUGCACAUGAGACAGUGUGUUUUUAUGAUCGGGCCGUGGAGCAUGAUAAGAUAACCAUUACGUUCGAGGUAAUGGAGGGUGGCUUCAAGGACAUUGGCGUGGAGAUAACGGCACCCAACGAUGAUAAGCUAUUCCAUACAGAGGCGGAGAGCAAUGGCCGCUACACAUUCUCGGCCAGCAAGCAUGGCCUGUAUACGCUCUGCUUUGACAAUGAACGCUCGACGCUGACGCCCAAGGUGCUCAUGUUUCAGUUUAUGGUGCUCAAGGAUCUGGGCUACUAUCAGGAUGCAGAUAAGCGCACAGACGAUGUGCUGGAGCAGUCGGCACUGCAGGAGCAAAUCAAUGCUUUGUCGAGCCAAAUGAUGGGCAUUAAGCAUGAGCAGGAGUACAUGCAUGUGCGUUACAGUGGUCACGAGCAUUUGAGCGCCAGUGUGCAUUUUCGCAUUGUCAGCUGGUCUGUGUUUGGGCCUAGUUUGCUGUUGGCCAUGGCGCUGCUGGAGAUUUAUUAUUUGAAGCGUUUCUUUGAGGUAAAGCGUGUCGUUUAAGCAACAAUUAAAAGGAAAUUAAGUUGAACUCUUAAGCCGCAAGUCAAUUUGUUUUUGGCCGCACAGUUAACCACACAGCACAAUUUGUUGCACAUUUCAUGCUUCAGCAGCCAUAAAAGUUUCAACAGACAGACACACAGACUGUCAUAUAAACUAACAGGCAGACAUUCAUGCACAAAGUAUCUACAACUUGGCGCUCAAGUAUCCAUAAAGUUCACUUCACCUAUAAACUGUGCCCACAUUGGAUUAGCACAAAUUUAUGUCGCCUGUGUGCGCACACACACACACACACACCCACACAUACAUAUGCGCAC
Messenger RNA from Drosophila busckii, 973 nucleotides. RefSeq names its product transmembrane emp24 domain-containing protein 2. Gene Ontology annotation, biological process: intracellular protein transport; Golgi organization; endoplasmic reticulum to Golgi vesicle-mediated transport. The record is from RefSeq and is a predicted model, not a curated record. The transcript has a single exon. Gene Ontology annotation, cellular component: endoplasmic reticulum; Golgi apparatus; endoplasmic reticulum-Golgi intermediate compartment. Bases 48 to 659 code for a protein of 203 amino acids. NCBI's taxonomy places the organism in Eukaryota, Metazoa, Arthropoda, Insecta, Diptera, Drosophilidae.